This is a messenger RNA of Lecanosticta acicola, 1962 nucleotides long. The record is from the annotation of a GenBank genome assembly. NCBI's taxonomy places the organism in Eukaryota, Fungi, Ascomycota, Dothideomycetes, Mycosphaerellales, Mycosphaerellaceae.
AUGAAGGCGGUUCUCGCCACGGCCGCCGCCGUCUUCCUCGCCGCCGCUGGGGUCUCCUCCGCCGCCACCUGCAACACCGACACUCCCGUCGCUGACCUGUGCCCGGGAUGCGACGGCCAGAACAUCACCGAUGCCGACACCAAGUGGGUGGUGUCCUGCGACUAUCGGAGCCACGGCGUUGCAGAGCAGGCCAUACAGGGUGACAUCACUCUCGAGGGCUGCUUGAAGGCAUGUGACGCGGCCAAUAAAUGCUACGGCGCCAACCUCGCGGCCAAUGGUAGCUGCUCCAUCCUCACCGGCGACCAGAAGUCCCUCGCCGAACAGAAGGGCGUCAUCAAUCUCUUCCGCCUCGCCGAAUCCAAUGCCGAGACGACUGAGCAUGUGAAGAUGACUUCGACCGUCUUCGGUGGCGGCCUGACGCAGACGUCAUCCGCUUCUCCCAUCACGACAACAACCAAUGCCCCUUCGCCCUCCAGCAGCCCAGAAUGCGAUUUGGAACUCAAUACGCUCUGCCCAACCUGCGAUGGUGUUGAAGUUGGCAAUGCCAACGGUGGCAAAUAUACCAUCGUCUGCGACUUCGAGCUCACUUCCAGCAACGGUUCUUACUACCCCCAGGAGGCUCUAACUCCCGCGGGCUGUAUCAAUCAAUGCGACCAACUUGACUUCUGUGCCGGAGCUUCCUACUUCGACUUUAAGGACUGCGAGAUUGCGAAGGAGGGCGGUGACUUGACAUCCACGUCCAACGCCGGCUACACCGCAUUCGUUCCUGUUACUACUACUGCAGGCGCUGCCAGCAGCCCCGUCCCAACAACCUCAAAGGUCUCGAUCACUGGCACAGUCACAGACCCGACCUACUCAACUCUCCCGACGAGCUCUGGUUGUGACGCGAAUGCCAUGGCGUGUCCGGUGUGUGAUGGCAUUUCCGUUCCCGACAAGCUGAAUUCGUCAUACACCGUCGUUUGCGGCAUGGAGCCGGUUUGUGAGAGCGAGCCCAUUCGCGACAACGUUGCCUCUCAGGAGCUUUGUUUAGAGGCUUGCGAUCAAGGUGAGAUUCACGCGUCAUUGCGGGCGCGACUUCGCCCUGAACUUGCGAGAGCAAUUCUGACUUCCUUACAGAUGUUACCUGUUUGGCUGUGAAGUGGUACUCGCAAGACAAGUCGUGCCACCUCUGCCAACAGGGCUUGGAACAAGGCGCCCAGUCCGGAGGCCUCCCCUACAUCGUCUUUGUCGCGGAUGGAGACGACAACAACAAGACAGCGACCUCGAGCAGCCGUAAGGGCAGUACAACUUCUUCAACUACCUCGAAGCCUACCCUAUCCUCGACAAUAACCGACUUUCCGGCGCCAUUCUCGCCAACGACGACUUCCAAGUCCGUCUCUGCCAAGAUCGGUCCGGUAGGUCCUGUAAUUCCUUCCUCAAUCGCAGCGGCGGGCACGCAGCGUCCUGAGACGGCUUUCAACCCAGGCGGUCCGAUCAUCAAUAUCACCGCAACCACGUCGGCGAUUCCAGCGAACAUCACUAACGGUGCCGAGGUUACCUGUCCCGACUCCAGCGGGAAUGUCUACAUUGACCCAGAGAGUGGCAAUUACUACGAGGUCAACUGCGACAGCGUUUUCAGCGGCGCAGCACAUUCGCGCUACCUCUCUGCCUCGGACUUCUCAGCCUGCGCGGCCUCGUGCACUGGCAGCUGCGACGGAGUUCAGGUGCGUAUCCUUCCACUUGUGAUCAUUGUGCCUGUAAAUCCACUGACACAUUCGCCAGUUCGGCUUCAGCACUCGCUGCGGUCUCUACACCGACAUUUCCGUCGUCGCUGGUGCUACAGGCUGGACUAUCGGUGCCAGCAUUCCAGCCCCAACUCCUGACGCGAGCACCACCUCCACCAAGACAACCCCGACUUCAGUCAAGGCAACUGCAACUGCAGCUCCUGCCCCUCCAAAGUACGGCAACGGAACGCGAUCGUAA